CCUUGAUUUUUUGCGCCUAAUUUCCGGACACCCGUAUAGAAAAUGUUUUGGUCUCGUGGAUUUACUGACGUCUUGAACGGUAGGGGACGAUGGACCCCGUUCUACACGAUAUCAGCAAUUUUGUUGGUCCACACCAAUCUAGUCGCCUGCAUCCAGUACCAACAGCUGGAAUUGAACCCUAACGGAAAUGGCGAAUGCGCCUUGGUCCUCGAUGGACCCGGCAGAAGCAGUCAGUUCGAUUAUUCGCUGAAUUUACUUAGAGGUAGCAACUUUGAUUACAAUGGAGCUAACACCUGUAUAACGUACGAUGCAGUGAAUGCUGCGUAUCUUGAUGCUCGCAAAAGAAUAAGGAUUGCCCAACCUCAUGGAGAUUGGAAAGCUGAGGAUGUUGCUACAGUAGGUGAACUACUUUUCGAUAUAUCAGUCAAUCUGGCGAGAACAUACGGUUUGAGCUACGAAGAUAUAGAAAAAGGUCUACCUCUCAUCGAUACCAGUAAAACUCUGAUCAGAGAAGUAUGUCCUCCAUACCUGUCAAAUGUGGAAUGCAGGGCAGGAAAAUACAGAAGAUACGAUGGACUUUGUACGAACUUGGAACACCCCACAUGGGGAGCAACCAAUACACCCUUCACAAGGCUGUUGGGACCGCUUUUCGCGGACGGAAUGUCAGAACCCCGUAUAGGUAUUUCCGGCAGACCGCUUCCGAUGUCCAGGAUCGUCUCGAGGACGAUGCACACCGACGAGGGUUACCACGACCACGCCGGCACUGUCAUGAUCAUCGCUUGGGGACAGUUCAUGGACCACGAUUUCACGUUGCAAGCUACCCCAUUAGACCCCUUCAACAGAAACGACCCCGAGGAAUGCUGCGGCAGGCCGGCGCACCUGAAGCACCCCUAUUGCAACGAGAUCCCCGUCCCUGAGGACGACCCCUUCUACAAGCUGUUCCACGUCAAGUGCAUCGACUUCGUGCGGACGUUCCCAGGAGUGCGACCAGGCUGCCGGCUCGGCUCCAAGGUGCCCUACAACACCCUUACAGGGGUGCUGGACGGCAACACCGUAUACGGGGUCAAGGAGCACUUCGCGAGGAAACUUCGUUCCGGCAUUGGAGGUCUCAUGAGAAUGAACCCAGCUUUCGAUCAGUAUGGUCUGAAAGAUUUGCUUCCUCUGAAAUUGGACAUUCCAGAUGAAGGAUGCACUAGGCCUAAUGCAUCAAUGUACUGUUUCGAAGGAGGUGAAAUCAGAGUGAAUGAGCAACUGAUCCUGACUUGCAUGCACACUCUGAUGGCUCGAGAGCACAAUAGGUUGGCAGAAGGGCUCGCCCAGGUGAAUCCUCACUGGGACGACGAGACUCUGUUUCAGGAGGCAAGGCGUAUCAAUAUCGCCAUCAUCCAGCACAUUACCUACAACGAAUUCUUGCCGAUCCUUCUGGGCAAAGAUGUCAUGGAGAAGUUUGGACUUCUAUUACAAAAAGAGGGCUACUGGAACGGUUACGAUUCCAGUAUAAAUCCUGGAGUCAUUGAUGCUUUCGCAGCUGCUGCAUUCAGAUUUGGGCACUCACUACUACCCACUGCUGUCGAAAGGUGGAGUAAAGCACACAAAUUCAUUGCUUCGAAGCGCCUCUCCGACCUCAUCCGGCGGCCGCACGACCUCUACCGCGCUGGCGUCCUCGACGAGUACCUCAUGGGGCUGCUGAACCAGGUGGCGCAGGCCAUGGACGACUCCAUCACGCAGGAGGUGACCAACCACCUGUUCAAGAAGGUUGGGGCGCGCCACGGCAUGGACCUGGUCAGCUUCAACAUGCAGAGGGGCAGGGAGUUUGGGCUGCCCGGCUACAUGGAGUACAGGAAGUUCUGCGGGCUGCCGUGGUCGGAUGGAUUCGAGGGGCUGUUCGGGGCCAUGCCGAACGAUACCGUCAGGAGGUACACGUCGAUUUUCGAGCAUCCUAAUGACGUGGAUUUGUGGUCAGGAGGAGUUUCAGAGAAACCUCUGCCAGGAAGCAUGCUUGGACCAACUUUCGCAUGUAUCAUCGCCACCCAAUUCAGCUAUUCUAGGAGAGGAGACAGAUUUUGGUAUGAACUGCCAAAUCAGCCAUCAUCUUUCACUUCUGAACAACUUCAAGAAGUCAGAAAAGCAAGAUUAGCCAGGAUCAUUUGUGAUAACACAGAUUUGAUUGACACUAUUCAACUGUAUCCAAUGGUGUUGCCAGAUCAUGAAAUUAAUCCACGGGUUCCUUGUCGAUCAGGAGUAAUUCCAGGAAUAGAUCUCUCAAAAUGGGCUGAAUUUCCAAGGGACGAGUACCAUAAUGCUUUAGGAAAAUAAUGAUAUUACUCACCCAGUAUUUGUAUAGGUCUAGGUCUGGAGUUGCCAUUAUGUACUAUAUCAAAAUUGUAUGAAUAUUUGAGGUCAAGUGAGUCUAUAUAACACAUCAGUUUGAUCUAGAAAAAUGACAAA
This is a messenger RNA of Phaedon cochleariae (mustard beetle), 2448 nucleotides long. NCBI's taxonomy places the organism in Eukaryota, Metazoa, Arthropoda, Insecta, Coleoptera, Chrysomelidae. The record is from the annotation of a GenBank genome assembly.